AUGAGUGUAAAUCCUAACGAUCCCAAUAACAACAAUGGCAAUAAAAUCAAAUCACUAAAGGAUUUUAAAGCACCCCAAUUCAAGGAUGACGAAUUGGUCGUCUAUGUUCAUCCCUAUAACUUUCAUUCCCAAAAAGUUCUCUUAUUGCUGUACGAGAAAAAUAUUGACUUUACACCCUAUGUAGUGGAUUUGCUGAAUGGCGAACAAUAUUCCGAAUGGUUCCUAAAUUUAAAUCCCAAAGCCGAUGUGCCUGUAUUACAGGAUGGUUCCGUUGUCGUACCAGAUUCGGUGCAUAUUAUCAAUUAUGUUGAAAAUAAAUUCCAUGGAGGCGAUUAUAAGACACUGAAACCUAAACGCGGCAAUCCAUUGGAGGAUGAAAAAAUUCAAUUGUAUGAUCAAAUAUUGAAUCGUUUACCAGUUGGAGCCUUAAGUUUGGGAUCAUUUAUACAUGAUGAUUUGAAAUUGGUACCCAAGCCACCAUUUAUUGGACCAAUUCGCAAGACAUGUUUAAAAAAUAACGAGAAGGUACAUCAAUUACUUAAAGAAUCCAUAGAUCGGGCAGAGGACCACAAAAUGGCCUUGCUGCGUAAAUUGGAUUUACAAGAACGUAGAAAACGUCUCGUCUAUUCACGUUUAGAAUAUCAAAAGAUUCUGGAUGCCAUUCAAAAUGUAUUGCGUUUCGUUGAAGAUGACAUGAAUGCCAAUAGCCACAGAGAAUGGUUGGUGUCCAAUGAUUUCUGUAUGAUUGAUGUAUGCUUUGGUUUGCUAUUGUUGCGCCUAUAUCAAUUGGGCUUUGAAAACUAUUACUGGUCCUACGGUAAACUGCCACGCGUUGAAAGUUAUUUUUUGCGCUUUAAGAAACGCCCGUCGUACGAUAAACUAAUGCCCAGCAAUUUUGAAAUACUCAAGGACAUUUGGCAAAUGACUCCAUCGAAUUAUAUAAUUGGCGCUGGAGCUGGUGUUUUGGGUAUGGCUGUUUUUGCUGCAUUUGCUCACAAAUAA
Messenger RNA from Musca vetustissima, 1002 nucleotides. RefSeq names its product ganglioside-induced differentiation-associated protein 1-like 1 (gene Gdap1). Gene Ontology annotation, biological process: mitochondrial fusion; mitochondrial fission. The transcript is spliced from 4 exons. Bases 1 to 1002 code for a protein of 333 amino acids. Gene Ontology annotation, cellular component: mitochondrial outer membrane. NCBI's taxonomy places the organism in Eukaryota, Metazoa, Arthropoda, Insecta, Diptera, Muscidae. The record is from RefSeq and is a predicted model, not a curated record.